AGGGGGGUGGGGAGAGCUGGUGAAGUGGUGCCGGGGUCACAUGAGGACGGGGGGUGAAGUGGUGCCGGGGUCACGCGAGGGCGGGGUGACGUGAGGGCGGGGUCUCAUGGGGAUCGUCUGGUCACGCAGACGAUCCGAUGCCAUGGUGCAGGGCCGGGCGCUGCACUUUGUCCUCAGGGUGGGCGACCGGGAGGUCGCCAUGAAGUUUUACAGGGAGGUCCUGGGCAUGAAGGUUCUGCGACAUGAGGAAUUUCAAGAAGGCUGCAAAGCUACUUGCAAUGGGCCUUACGAUGGCAAAUGGAGCAAGACCAUGGUUGGCUAUGGUGCGGAGGAAAAUCACUUUGUAGUUGAGUUAACUUAUAACUAUGGAGUGGCUGGAUAUCGCUUGGGCAAUGACUUCCUGGGAAUCACCAUUCAGUCGAAAGAGAUAGUAGAAAAGGUCAAGAAGGCAGAGUGGCCACUGAUCGAAACACCGGACGGGAUUGUAAUCGAGGCCCCAGGAGGAUACAAAUUCUAUGUGGAGGAUAAAGAACAACCUCUGAAAGAUCCGGUGCAGAAGGUAAGCCUGGCUGUGUCAGACCUCCAGCGUGCGCUUAAUUACUGGACCAAGCUGCUUGGGAUGAAAAUCUACCACAGAGAUGACACCAAUAUGGUGGUCCAGCUGUGUUUUGAAGAUGAUCAGUGCAAGGUGGAGCUCAAGGAUAUCGGAGUCGCCAUCGAUCAUGCCUCAGGAUUUGGAAGAGUUGCUUUCUCUUAUCCGAAGAAGCAGUUGUCAGUUAUCGAGUCGAAGAUGAAGAAACAGAAACACAAGGUACUGAUGGCAUUGGUGGUCCUGGACACACCAGGGAAGGUGCCAGUGCAAGUUGUGAUACUGGCAGAUCCGGACGGGCAUGAGAUCUGCUUAGUGGGCGAUACCAAUUUCCGUUUGCUCUCCGUCAUAGAUCUGAAUGCCGACAAGCUAGUGGAUGAAGCCAUAACAGCAGACACUAGCACCCAAUGGUUCGUGCAGAAUCGUCAGCAUAAGCCGUUGGCGUGAUGGAGGCCGGAGUGGCUCGGACACACACCCCAUCCAUCGUCCAGUGUGAUUUUUACCGCGGGACUCUUUUCUUUGACUUCCAACACCAACAACAUUCUUGGAAGCAAAUUGACCUGCUCCUACCUAUCGUCUGCCCUGCCUGACAAUGCAGGCCAUUUACAUUUAGUGUUGGUGGCAAUGUUGACAUGGUUGUUUCUGCUUUUUGUUACUGUCGGAACCGUUGCCUUAUUUCGUUGAUCUGGACCAUUGUCAGUGGUGGCCAUUGGGUGGGCUCUUUGGGGUCCUGUUCUUUUUUUGGGGGUUUUGCUCGGAGAUUGUAGAGCGAAUGAGUCCAACUUUACAUCCAGCCCCUUUUCUGUGUACUUCAUGUCUCACUUAAACCAAAGUCAUUACUUCCCACCAA
Leucoraja erinaceus (little skate) is the source of this 1439-nucleotide messenger RNA. It is a transcript of the gene glod4, whose product is annotated as glyoxalase domain containing 4. The record is from RefSeq and is a predicted model, not a curated record. The coding region runs from base 107 to 1036 and encodes 309 amino acids. The transcript has 9 exons. Lineage: Eukaryota; Metazoa; Chordata; Chondrichthyes; Rajiformes; Rajidae.